Messenger RNA from Geodia barretti, 2064 nucleotides. NCBI's taxonomy places the organism in Eukaryota, Metazoa, Porifera, Demospongiae, Tetractinellida, Geodiidae. The record is from the annotation of a GenBank genome assembly.
CUAGCUAGCUCUACGAAUGUGUUGUGGCGGGAGUUUACCGCGAAAGUCUACACCUGGGGGAGUGAGGUUGAUGAAACAAACCCUUGCUCUCGGUGUCAGGAGGUGACGGGGGGAGACAUGAGCGACUCAGAGUCUUCGGACGUCAUGCAUGUUUCCUCUACGACCGAUGCCCGGGAAGAAGGGGAAAGAAGAGACGCUCUAGAGACGGGCUACAGGUCUGGGGACCAAUUCGCGCGGUCGUUCGCCGAGCUGGACUCGUUGCGCGGCCUCGAAAAGCUCUGCGACGUGGUACUGGUGGCCGGUAGUGAGCGAAUCCCCGCACACCGGGUCAUCCUUGCUUCGCUCAGUCCCUACUUCCGCGCGAUGUUUACGGGAGAGAUGGCCGAAAGUCGGAAGAAAGAGAUCGUCAUCAACGGCGUCGAACCGAGCGCCCUCGUGUCGCUAGUCGUCUACGCUUACACUGCGUUCGUGAAGCUGAGCGAAUCCAACGUCCAGUCGCUGCUCGCCGCCGCCAGCGCCCUGCAAUUCGACGAGGUGAGGGACGCAGCAAGUCAGUUUCUCAUGCGGCACCUCGACGCGGAGAACUGCCUGGGGAUAAAGCAGUUCGCGGAAGCACACGGCUGCAAACAGCUCCACUCGGCCGCCGAGGUCUACGCCGCUCACUGGUUCUCCGACGUCUGCAAACGAGAAGAAUACCGGUCUCUUCCGCUCUCUGAUGUCGUCCCAUUCCUGAGCAACCACCGACUCAACGUGGAGUCAGAAUACGUAGUGUUCAAAGCUGCCCUCUGUUGGCUCAACCACAACAGAUCAGAGAGGACGGAGCACCUCUACGAGGUCAUGCGCUGCGUUAGAUUCCCUCUACUUACAGAGGACCAGCUCCUAAAGGAAGUGGGUCGAAACUCCACAUUCAUUGGGAACCCUCGGUGUGUUGAGCUGAUGGUGGAGGCCCUGCAACACCGACUACUUCCAGAAACAAAAAAGCAGGUGGACUCGAAGCACCUUGUCCCCAGAAAGCCGUCGGAAUUUCUCUAUGCAGUCGGCGGAUGGGACGGCCACACGGCUGUCAGUACUGUUGAGUUCUACGACACGGACACAGAGCAGUGGACACUUGGGACUCCCCUGCUGUCUAAGAGAAACGGUGUGGGCCUCGCUUUCACUGGGGGGCUCCUGUACGCCGUCGGUGGACAUGAUGGCCAUUCAUUUCUCAAUACGGCAGAGGUGUUCAACCCACAGACAGGUCGGUGGCAGAGCAUUCCUCCGCUGAAGCAGAAACGAGCCAGUGCGGGUGUUGCAGUCCUAGGGAACUAUCUCUACGCCAUAGGUGGUCAAGAAGGAGUGGCGAGACUCAAAUCGGUGGAGCGCUACAAUCUUCUCGGAAAGUCGUGGGAGUCUGUCGCGAGCAUGAGCGUGCGGCGCGACAGUCCUGGCGUUGUGGUGCACGAGGAUCAGAUAUACGCCAUCGGUGGCUGCCACUCGUGUAUGUUUCUCAGUACGGUGGAGAGAUACGACCCAGUGCAAGACUCGUGGUCGUCGGCCCGGCACAUGAUCCACCGCCGCAGUGCCGUCGGUACGGUGUCGUGUGGCACGUACAUCUACGUACUCGGCGGACACAACGAGCAACGUAAUCUCACGGUGCUGGAGAGAUACGACACGAAAAAAGACUGCUGGACUGAACUGUCGUUCAUGAACGUUCCUCGAGCGGGUGUCGGUGCUGCGAUUCUAAAUCGGAAGGUAGUUGCCGUCGGAGGGUUCAAUGGAUCCGAGCAACUAGCGUCAGUCGAGCAGUACGACCCAGUGACAGACUCGUGGUCUUACCUCCCGCCCAUGAAGAACGAGCGAAGCUACGUGGGUGCAAUGGCCACCGUCAAAAUAACUUGAUAUCGAUCGCCGCCUUCUCCGUCAAUGUUGUUCUGCUCUAGUCAAUCAAUUCAACAAUCAAUUUACUGUAGUAAUUUCGGUUAUCCUUUAUUCAAAUCAACAAUCACCUCACGUAUCAUUCUCACUGCUACCAUUUGCCUGCCUUUGUUUUUGUUUCAAUGUUUACCUACCCAGCCAAUAAUGUGG